AUGAAGGAGACGGUCAUCCGGGUGGAGGAUCAGCCGCUGCCGCGGCCCGUGGACGAUGGGUCCCUAGAGUGGGCGCCCGGAGUGGGGGUGGGCUUGCCCGACCGCGUUCGAGACGCCUCUGUGUCCGUCAGCGCGGCCCUCAUCGCCACAGCCGUGAGGAAUGGCGCGGCGGGCGCCAUGGUGGCCACCACCCGCAUCCUGCUGGCCUUCAACGCCCUGGCCUUCUCCCGGCAGGUGGUGGUGGCCAUGGUGAACCGCGGCAGCGCCGCCGAGGCGGGCCAGCUCUGCUGCGUGGCCGUGGAGGGGGGCAACUCCGACAUCGUGGUCCGCCUGUCCAUCGAGCUCCUGGUCUCCGGCUUCACCCGGGAGGCCGCCGCGGUCGCGGCCGCCUUCUACGCCGCGGCGCGCAUGCGCUGGGCCAGCGCCGACCCCGUGGCGCAGCUGCUCAGCCAGGCCAUUGUGGCGGCGGUGCGCGCUGAGCACGCUGAGCAGGUGGCCGAUGUGACGGACCAGCUGGUAGAGGGCAGCCAGAACGAGCUGGUGCUGGACAUCAUGCGAGCCAUGGUGGCGGAAGGCCACGGACAGGAGGCCGGGGAGAUCUCGGUGGCUGCCCUGAAGCUGGGCAAGGCGGACGUGCUGUCCCAGAUCACCCACGAGCUGGGCGGGGCGGGGGAGGUGGGCGUCCUCACCAGCGUGGGCGUGAAUGCGGCGGUGGCUGGGGCGAAGGCCGCCGCCGAUAGCCUCAUGGAGGCCACGACGCACCUGGCAGGCUGCCAGCCGGCGGGCAAGAGCCCAGCACCGUCAGAAAACGGCAAAGGGCUUCCCCCUGAAAGCUGGUCGGAGUACUUCAGGGGGCUGCCAUACAAGCUUCGAGGCGGCCUGGACACGGCGCUCCCCAUCCCAGAUGUCCACGAACUGUUCUGGUCCUUCGUGGGGGCCUUUGUCUCCAUCAUGGCCAUCUCCCUGCUCAACCAUUUCGCAGGGGUGGAGGAGCAGAUCGUGUACCUGGUGGGCAGCUUCGGAGCGAGCGCCGUGCUCCUCUUCGCCGUGACGGAGAGCAAGCUGGCCCAGCCGCGGAACUUUGUGGGCGGCCAAAUCUUGGGCGCGCUGGUGGGGCUUGGCAUCCGCCAUGCCAUCCACGUGCCUUGGGUGGCCUCCCCCCUGGCCAUGGCCCUGUCCCUGACCGGCAUGCAGCUCACCUCCACCACCCACCCGCCAGGCGGAGCAACCGCCCUCAUCAUAGCAGCCUCGGCCUCCAUCCCCAAGUGGGCAGGCUUCAGCUAUGUGGUGGGCGUGGCCGGUGGCUGCGCCAUCAUGCUGGCCGUGGCUCUGAUUACAAACAACCUGGCGCCGAGGAGGCGGUACCCGACCUUCUGGUGGUGA
Molecule: messenger RNA, 1383 nt
Organism: Auxenochlorella protothecoides
Lineage: Eukaryota; Viridiplantae; Chlorophyta; Trebouxiophyceae; Chlorellales; Chlorellaceae
Product: Transmembrane protein
Exons: 7
Coding region: 1-1383 (460 amino acids)
Source: RefSeq, a predicted model, not a curated record